This is a messenger RNA of Cajanus cajan (pigeon pea), 1361 nucleotides long. Its product is annotated as abscisic acid receptor PYL9. Gene Ontology annotation, molecular function: signaling receptor activity; protein phosphatase inhibitor activity; abscisic acid binding. The record is from RefSeq and is a predicted model, not a curated record. NCBI's taxonomy places the organism in Eukaryota, Viridiplantae, Streptophyta, Magnoliopsida, Fabales, Fabaceae. Gene Ontology annotation, biological process: abscisic acid-activated signaling pathway. Gene Ontology annotation, cellular component: nucleus; cytoplasm.
AAAUAAAAACAUUGUCGGUGGAUUCAUGGAUUUUUGAUGUACUGCCAAGCUAAGCUAAGGUUGUCACUUUUUUACACCAACUCCUCUCUCUCUCUUUCUCUACAGCUUAAGCUUAUCCCUCUCCCACUUGUUGCCUCUGCCGUAUGUUAUAGCCAAAAGUGAGUGAGAGAGAGAGAGAAACACAAACAGAAACAAAAACAAGCCAACUUAGAGAGAGAGAGAAGAUGAACGGUGGUGAAUUACACGGUGCUAUUGAGAUGCAGUACAUAAGGAGGCAUCACAGACAUGAACCGAGGGAGAACCAGUGCACCUCUGCACUUGUCAAACACAUAAGAGCUCCUGUUCACCUUGUGUGGUCGCUGGUUAGAAGAUUUGAUCAACCCCAGAAAUAUAAACCAUUUGUCAGCAGGUGUAUCAUGCAAGGGGACCUUGGCAUUGGAAGCGUUAGAGAAGUCAAUGUUAAAUCUGGCCUUCCAGCCACAACAAGUACUGAGAGGUUGGAGCAAUUUGAUGAUGAGGAACACAUUCUUGGUAUCAGGAUUGUUGGAGGUGACCAUAGGCUGAGGAACUAUUCUUCCAUAAUCACGGUCCAUCCAGAGGUCAUUGACGGGAGACCUGGCACAAUGGUGAUUGAAUCAUUUGUGGUAGAUGUGCCUGAUGGGAACACCAGGGAUGAAACUUGUUACUUUGUGGAGGCUUUGAUCAGGUGUAACCUAAGCUCUUUGGCUGAUGUCUCUGAGAGGAUGGCCGUGCAGGGUCGAACCGAUCCCAUCAACCAUUAAACGUGUCUAGGGGAGAAUGAAGUUGGGUUCAUACAAUUAUAUGAUCCAUUGCUUUCUGAUCCUAGUUCAGAUGUGGACAUUGGUUGGAGUAUUCCUUCCAUUUUCCCAGAAGUUUUGGAUGUUUUUUCCCUGUAUCAUGGAUACAUCCCCCUACCAUUCCUCGUGCAUUUUUAGCUGUGUAAUCACUCUUUUUAACAGCUAAGUUUCUCUUCUUCAAUUUUUGUAAGAUGAGAUUCUGGGCAUCAUGAGCACACAGGGAUGGGAGGGGGAAGUUUUUACCUGCUAUAUUCUUCCUGGAUUUUGCGGAUGGUGUGUUACUGCAGUUAUUUGUAAAUAUUUUUGUUGGAAAAAGACAGUUUUUCUUUUCAUGUUCAGUAGCAACUUGCCAGAUUUAUGUGCUGGCAAAAGAGGACCCCAAGCAGUGGAUGCUAGUGCCUUGUUACUUUCUCAUAAAUAGUGUAGCUUUUGUAAGUUAUCUAUUCUCCUUGUUUAGGACUGUGUUUGGAACACUGAAUCAAAUUGGUUUUGCAUCUGGCUCUCGGUUGGCAUUAUGCACCUUGCUUUGAGGAACUUCAAAGA